UGUAUAAUAUUAUUGCAAAGUAAUUAGUUUCUCUACUGUGUAUCUUUAAAAAAAAUACGUUUUUAAAACAAGUAGUUAUUAGUAUUCACUAAUAAGCUGUUAAAAGCGACACGAUUCAGCUUUGUGUGGAUGUUUAUUAACCCGACACUGGAUUUAUACACGUUUACGCGUCAGAUCUGUAACCGACGGAGGAAAAAAUAAAUAAAUAGACUUAUUAACUCUCUGCUAUCAUUAUUUUUAUUUGCAUACUGAAUAAUCGCUCAUUUCACGGUGAGAAGCUGGCGUUUCGACAGGGUAUCGAGCCGUUGUUCUCUAGCGAACGACGCGAAAACACAACGUAAAGUCUGUGGUUCUUCACAUGUGCCUGCGGUAAAGACUAAAAGUACUUGAAAUGUGAACGAGGAGGUGAAUUUCCGGUUCUUCAUAUUGCAAUAUAAUAUAAUGUAAUACCUCUCUAUUCUUACAUUUUUAUAUAAAAGAGUAAAAUCUAACAAGAGAUGCGCAGUUUGCUAGAAAGAUUGCUAUUCGUAUAUAUUGAACUGAUUAUUCGUAUCGCCUGAAUUUGCGUUCUGCCACCUGUUUUUAUGUAUAAUGCAAUCGUAUCCCGGUGUUUUUAAAUGUUCCUGCUGAGUGUUUGUUCUCGGUUUGUAGGACUGUGAAUAAUUAUAGUGUGAUCUUUCUUUCAGUUGGAAUAUCUGUGUAGUGCUGCUUAACUAAAUAAACGGAGAAAACGAUCAGACUACACGGCCCGCCUGUGUCUGUUUUUGUUCAAGCUGAGGCCUUUUUAUUGCUUUAUAUUUUUGCCAUCAUAUAUGGUCAUAAAUAGGGGUGGAAAACACGUCAGAGGCACAGCAUGUGUAUCAGGAGGAAGUGAGCGCGUGUGUAAUAAACCUCUGAUGAGUGUGUAACCGCUCACAUGGAGUGACACCAGCAACAUAUUCACAAACAAACUCAUACUGGUUGAAGGUCUGAAGAUCUUCAGAUGUUCAGUGCUCAAUAAACACAUGGCGAUGAAGAACUGGACGGCAGGAACUCAGUGCGUCGCCAAAAAGCAGCACUGCAAGCCUAAAGCCGGUGAAAUAGCAUAUCACAAAGGCGACAUCUUGACAGUCGUCGGACCUGGAACGAGGAAUGGAGAAUACAGAGCCCGACAUAAUGCAACAGGAGAGGAAGGAUUGGUCUCGGGUUCGAAACUCCGAGAAAGGGAAGCUCUCCGUAUCGACCCCAAAUUAAGCCUGAUGCCAUGGUUUCACGGCAAAAUAUCGGGACCGCAAGCCGUCGGCAAACUUAAGCCCGUGGAGGACGGGCUUUUCUUGGUGCGGGAGUCGGUUCGGCAUCCCGGCGACUUCGUGCUGUGCCUCUGCUUCAGUCAGAAGGUCUUCCACUACCGAGUCAUCUUCAAAGACAACAAACUGAGCAUCGACAACAAGCAGUUCUUCUACAACCUCAUCGACAUGAUCGAGUUUUACAGCAGAAAUCAAGGCGCCCUCGCUACGCUUCUGCUGAAGCCCAAGAAGAAGGAAGGCACGAAAUCUGCCGAGACGAAGCUGUUGAAAUCCGGCUGGCUUUUGGAUCUGUCCAAACUUACGUUAGGAGAGACCAUCGGAGAGGGAGAGUUCGGUGAUGUUUGUGAAGGUAUGGAGCACCUGGAGUCAAAGAAACUCCUGCACCGAGAUCUCGCCGGACGCAACAUCCUCGUGUCUGAAGACACCGUCGCCAAAGUCAGCGAUUUUGGUCUGGCCAAGUCAUGGAGGUUUUAUUUCUGCGCUUUUCUCAGAGAUGUUUGUGAAGGUAUGGAGCACCUGGAGUCAAAGAAACUCCUGCACCGAGAUCUCGCCGGACGCAACAUCCUCGUGUCUGAAGACACCGUCGCCAAAGUCAGCGAUUUUGGUCUGGCCAAGGUCAGUUCAACGGCAACCGACAACUCAAAGUUACCCGUCAAGUGGACGGCGCCCGAAGCCUUGAAGAACACGAAGUUCUCCGCUCAGUCAGACGUUUGGAGCUACGGAGUCCUGCUGUGGGAGAUCUUCUCAUACGGCAGACAGCCGUAUCCCAAAAUACCGGUGAGCGAGGUGCGGGAGCGCGUGGAUCAGGGUUACCGCAUGGAGCCGCCGGACGAAUGUCCUCCUGACGUCUACAGCAUCAUGACGUCCUGCUGGGAGACGGAGCCCAAGAGGAGACCGUCCUUCCACAAGCUCCGAGAGCGGCUGGAGAAAGAACCUCACCUCACAUGUGUAUAAAGUAGAUUUAAUUUAUUAUUCAUCGCACUGUAUGUGUUUUUGUUGUGGUUUUAUGUUUUUGAGUGAAUCUUGAAAACACGCCUCAAGUCAAAUUAAACUUUCGCAUGAAAGUAAAGCCUGUUUUUAGAAUUUCAUUUUUUUUUUGCAUUGCAUUUUUAUAUUGUAU
Messenger RNA from Sinocyclocheilus rhinocerous, 2406 nucleotides. Its product is annotated as megakaryocyte-associated tyrosine-protein kinase-like. The transcript has 11 exons. Gene Ontology annotation, biological process: protein phosphorylation. NCBI's taxonomy places the organism in Eukaryota, Metazoa, Chordata, Actinopteri, Cypriniformes, Cyprinidae. Gene Ontology annotation, molecular function: ATP binding; protein binding; protein tyrosine kinase activity. The coding region runs from base 1005 to 2240 and encodes 411 amino acids. The record is from RefSeq and is a predicted model, not a curated record.